CCGUCGCCGCCGCCGCGGGCGGGCCCGUCCCCCAGCGUCCCCCCCGAACACCAUAGGCGGCUCCGGCUCCAAGAUGUCCAACCGGGUGCUCUGCCGGGAGGCCAGCCACGCCGGCAGCUGGUACACGGCCUCAGGACCCCAGCUGAAUGCACAACUAGAAGGGUGGCUUUCUCAAGUACAGUCCACAAAAAGACCUGCAAGAGCCAUUAUUGCACCCCAUGCAGGAUACACCUAUUGUGGAUCUUGUGCAGCCCAUGCUUACAAACAAGUGGAUCCCAAUAUCACCCGAAAAAUUUUCAUUCUUGGGCCUUCCCAUCACGUGCCCCUCUCCCGUUGUGCACUAUCCAGUGUGGACAUUUACAGGACACCUCUGUAUGAUCUCCGAAUUGACCAAAAGAUUUAUGGAGAAUUGUGGAAGACUGGAAUGUUUGAACGCAUGUCCCUACAGACAGAUGAAGAUGAACACAGUAUUGAAAUGCAUUUGCCUUAUACUGCUAAAGCCAUGGAAAGCCAUAAGGAUGAGUUUACUAUUAUUCCUGUGUUGGUCGGAGCACUGAGUGAGUCAAAAGAGCAGGAAUUUGGAAAACUCUUCAGUAAAUACCUAGCUGAUCCUAGUAACCUCUUUGUGGUUUCUUCUGACUUUUGCCAUUGGGGUCAGAGGUUCCGUUACAGUUACUAUGAUGAAUCCCAAGGAGAAAUUUAUAGAUCCAUUGAGCACCUAGAUAAAAUGGGUAUGAGCAUUAUAGAGCAGCUAGAUCCUGUAUCUUUUAGCAAUUACUUGAAGAAAUACCAUAAUACAAUAUGUGGAAGACAUCCUAUUGGAGUGUUAUUAAACGCUAUCAACGAGCUCCAGAAGAAUGGAAUGAAUAUGAGCUUUUCAUUUUUGAAUUACGCUCAGUCAAGCCAGUGUCGAAACUGGCAAGACAGCUCAGUGAGUUACGCAGCUGGAGCGCUUAUGGUCCACUGAACCACUGAAUGCUCAGGGAUGGCACCUGCACACACUCUGUAUACGGGGUCCCAGCCUAGCCCUUACAAAGAUACAGUCCCUGGUCUUUGGGUAUACUGAAACCUCAAACUAAUAGAACUCUGUUCUUUUCUAGUAGGUGUAGUCCUUCCGUAGUUUCAACUCAUUUAAAAAUGCUUUCUUGUUUAGGACAAUGGAAGGAAGGCUGGUAUCAAAACUUUUUGUGCUUUUUUUUGUGCUUUUUUUUUUUUUUUU
This is a messenger RNA of Empidonax traillii (willow flycatcher), 1219 nucleotides long. RefSeq names its product mediator of cell motility 1 (gene MEMO1). NCBI's taxonomy places the organism in Eukaryota, Metazoa, Chordata, Aves, Passeriformes, Tyrannidae. The record is from RefSeq and is a predicted model, not a curated record. Bases 74 to 967 code for a protein of 297 amino acids. The transcript has 9 exons.